AUGGCAUCCCCCGCAGACCUCACGGCGCGCUCAGCGCUGUCGAGGCUAUGUACACGCUGCUCGGUUUCCCUCAGCAGACAAUCCCGCGCGGCCAAUGGCUUUGCUCAGACUCCCAAGCACCAACAACGUCCCCUCUCCACUACCAGCUCUCGGACAAGACGUCUGGCCCCCUUAUCUCCUCUCGUUGUAACCAAUGCUGCCUCGAAGCAUCUCGCUGCAGGCGCUUCCAGGUUAAGCAUUAGCACAACUUCCCGGGCCCUCCACGAGCACGAUCCCUUCAAGUUCGACCCAUACUACGGCAACCCGUAUGCGACACCAAUCCUGAGCCAGGACAAUCUCUUCCAUCCCUUCUCGUCAUCGCCGAUCCGCGCUAUCCGGGAGCGAGCUUGGUUCAUCAAGCGGCACUCUAGCUGCCCGCACCCGGACCACGCCCCGGGGGGCAGUCAGCUGCCCAAGCACUCCGAGUUCGAGUGUCCCGACUGCGGCGUCCCUCUCUAUUGCAGCAAAGAGCACUGGGCCGACGACUACGAAAGGCACUUGGAGGUGUGCGAUAUCCUGCGCCAGAUCAACGAGGACGACCACGACCUGCAUUCGGGCCGCUACUUUGCCGAGUUCGAGUAUGCCGGUGUUCAGCUCGACGAGGCUCUGGUCAACUUCAGCAGCUGGGAUACCUUCCUGUACACGCGCGAGUUCAAGGCUAUCAACUCGGAGCGCAGCAUGCGCCAGGCGACCAGGAUACUUACCUACCCCAUUACUAUCGGUAGCAUCCUGCACGAGCUGAGCCCCUACAAUAUCAAAGCUGGCGGCCGGUUAACUGUCGAGGGUCUGAAGAGUUUCAGCGCUCUUCGGUACAACCUUCACCCGCCCAAGAACGGUGGCGGCCCAUCCAUCAAGGACCUUCGUGUGCGCCCGCCCCCAGUGCGCAUCUUCGUGCUUGGCGCUCGCGCCGAGUCCUCCCUCCCGCGUGAUGCCUGGAUCCAGAUCGCACACCUCUUCCCUCUCUGCGAUAUCCACCUGAUCUUCAUCGGCCCCGAGGCGAUGUUGAACCGCAAGGAGAAGAUACCGCCGCGCACGCCAGAGAACCCGUUCGGCAUGGUGGUGGAAGAUCAGUUGUGGCCAGGCUUCAAGAUCAGCACGAUCGCUGACUACUAUCACACGAUCCAUAAGACGGGUUACUUCUACCCAUACGACCCGUACUUCGAUUGCUUCGUGCUGUUCCAUCCGGGUCUGGGCCACCCGGCCAGCUCACACCACUGGGCUGAGACGCUCCCUUACCUGCUCGAGACCAAGGCGCCGAUUAUUGUGACCGGAUACACGGAGGAAGAUAUGCAGCGUGAUAUCAACUGGGUGAAUGAGCAGGCAAGUGGUGAGUUUGAUCUGCUGCUGGAGCCGGGUGAGAACACCUUCCGCAGCUUGAGGUGGGAUCUGAAUGAUAUGGACCCGCUGGACAUAAGCGCGGGCAACUGGGGAGUUUGGGCGUUCAGAGGCAAGAGGUACGAAGCCACGAGGAAGGACGCAUAG
Thermochaetoides thermophila DSM 1495 is the source of this 1521-nucleotide messenger RNA. RefSeq lists its product as uncharacterized. The transcript has 3 exons. Lineage: Eukaryota; Fungi; Ascomycota; Sordariomycetes; Sordariales; Chaetomiaceae. Gene Ontology annotation, cellular component: extrinsic component of mitochondrial inner membrane. The record is from RefSeq and is a predicted model, not a curated record. Gene Ontology annotation, biological process: mitochondrial respiratory chain complex IV assembly. The coding region runs from base 1 to 1521 and encodes 506 amino acids.